Messenger RNA from Magnusiomyces paraingens, 2631 nucleotides. RefSeq lists its product as uncharacterized. Gene Ontology annotation, cellular component: cytoplasm. The record is from RefSeq and is a predicted model, not a curated record. Gene Ontology annotation, molecular function: metalloaminopeptidase activity; peptide binding; zinc ion binding. NCBI's taxonomy places the organism in Eukaryota, Fungi, Ascomycota, Dipodascomycetes, Dipodascales, Dipodascaceae. Gene Ontology annotation, biological process: peptide catabolic process; proteolysis. The transcript is spliced from 3 exons. Bases 1 to 2631 code for a protein of 876 amino acids.
AUGUGUUAUUCAGCUGAUGGUGCCUCUGCUUCAAGCAAAAUUCCUGAAAGACAAUUGCUUCCUACUAAUGUUAAGCCUACAAAUUAUAAUUUAACCCUUAACCCAAAUUUUGAAACUUUCAAGUUUGACGGAAAUGUCGUUAUUAGCCUUGAUAUUCAAGAAACUUCAUCUUCUAUUACAAUCAAUAGCUUGGAAAUUGAUGUAAUCAAGUCGACACUUAAAGUUGAUGAUGGUGCCCCUGUUGAACCUGUCACCACAACAUUUAAUAAAGAUGACACUACUGUCACUUUUGAAUUUAAGGAUGAAUUUAAAAAGGGGUCAAAAGCAGUUCUCGAUAUUGAAUACGUUGGACUCCUUAACGAUAAGCUUGCUGGCUUCUAUAGAAGCAAGUAUACUGACGAUAAUGGUGUUACCAAAUAUCUAGCUACAACCCAAAUGGAGCCUGCUGAUGCCCGUCGUGCUUUUCCUGGUUUCGAUGAGCCUGCUCUUAAAGCGACUUAUGAUAUUACUCUUAUUCAUGACAAAAAUUUAACUGCGCUCUCUAAUAUGGAUGUCAAAGAGACUAGACCUCUUGACAAUGAUAAAGUUGCUACUGUCUUUAACACUACUCCCGUUAUGUCUUCCUAUCUUGUUGCAUUCAUUGUUGGUGAAUUUAAUUAUGUUGAAUCUAAUUUAUUCAGAGUUCCUGUUAGAGUCUACACCACUCCUGGAUUAGAAUCUAGAGCACAAUUUUCUGCUGACCUUGGAGCCAAAACCCUUGCUUUCUUUGAAAAAACUUUUGAUGUUAAAUACCCUCUUCCUAAAAUGGACAUGAUUGGCAUUCAUGAUUUUUCUGCGGGUGCUAUGGAAAACUGGGGUCUCGUUACCUAUCGCGUUGUUGACCUACUUUUUGAUGAAAAAAACGAUAGUGCUGCAACUAAACAACGUGUGGCUGAAGUUGUUCAACACGAAUUGGCUCAUCAAUGGUUCGGCGACUUAGUUACUAUGGAAUGGUGGGAUGGUCUUUGGCUUAAUGAAGGUUUUGCCACCUGGAUGUCUUGGUUUUCUUGUAACGAAUUUUACCCUGACUGGCGUGUUUGGGAAACCUAUGUUGGUGAUACAUUGCAAUCUUCUCUUGGUCUUGAUGCUCUUCGUUCAUCCCACCCAAUUGAAGUGCCUGUUAGCAAAGCCGAUGAGAUUAACCAGAUUUUUGAUGCUAUCUCAUAUUCCAAGGGGUCCUCGGUCUUAAAGAUGCUUGCUAAUUAUCUUGGAGAAGAUAAUUUUAUUAAAGGAAUAUCUGAUUAUCUCAAACUUCACAAGUACAGUAACACUAAAACUGAAGAUCUUUGGAAUGCUCUUGAAAAUGCAUCGGGCAAAAAUGUUUCAGCCGUUAUGAAUACUUGGACUAAAAAGGUUGGUUUUCCUGUUGUUUCUGUUGAAGAAGAUGGUGAUAAAAUCACUGUCACUCAAAACAGAUUUCUUAACACUGGUGAUCCAACUCCCGCCGAAGAUGAAACCAUUUAUCCUAUCAACCUUGCUUUACGUACCAAGGAUGGAAUUGAUGAAACCAUUUUGCUUGAAAAUAGAACGGCAACUAUUACCGUUAAAGAUCCUUCAUUUUUUAAACUUAACGGAGAUCAGGCGGGUAUUUAUCGUGUAAAAUAUUCGCCUGAGCGUGUUUCAAAGCUUGCAAAAUCUGCUGAUCUUCUUUCAGUUGAAGAUCGUAUGGGUCUUGUUGCUGAUGCCCGUGCUCUAGCUUCUAGUGGCUAUUCUAAGACAAGUGCGUUCUUGGAGUUAAUUAACGGAUGGAAGAAUGAAUCGGAACCUAAUGUUUGGGACAGUGUUUUGGGAAAUUAUGCUAGUGUGAAACGUGCUUGGCUUUUCCAACCCAAAGAUAUUAAUGAAGCUCUUAAAAAACUUCAAGCUAGUCUCGUUGAAAACAAGUCCUUAGAACUUGGUUGGGAAAUCAAGCCACAAGAUGGACUUCUUCUUCAGCAACUGAAGGCUAAUUUGUAUAGUGCAGCUGUUGGAGCUGAGAUUCCCUCUUUUAUUGAUGAUGCAUUGGCAAAGUUUAAGAAUUAUUCUGCUGGAAAUGAAAACGCAAUUGACCCUAAUCUGCGUGGCGCUGUUUUUAGAGCCGCUGGCAAGUACGGUGGUAAAGAAGCAUUUGACAAGCUCUUAAGUAUUUACCAUAAAAAAUCUUCUGUUGAGGGCCUUACUGCUGUCCGUUCUCUUGGCUAUAGCACUGAUAAGGAUCUUCGUGCUAAAGCCUUAAAUUUUACUCUUGAUGGUACCAUUCGUACACAAGAUGUUUCUUACAUUUUUGCUCCAUUUUCUACAACUACAGAAUCUAUUGAACAAGUCUGGAGCUGGUUCAAGGAAAACUGGGAUAAGUUAAGUGAGAUCUACCCUGCCAGCUUAGGUCUUCUUGCUCGUGUCGUUGGUGGUGCUAGUGCAGGCUUUAGCACUAAGGAGCAGCUUGCUGAUUUUGAGGCCUUCUUCAAGGAUAAGGAUACUAAAGGCUACGACCAAACUCUAGCCAAUACUAAAGAUCGACUUCAUGCAUAUAUUUCAUGGACCGAACGUGACUCUAAAGAUGUCGAAGCUUGGCUUACUUCUAGAGGCUACCUUGAAAGAGAUGCUAAGUUGUAA